AGCAACAUGACAUUAACUCAUUUAAACAAGGCUUUUAAAAGUUUUUGAAGUAUAUAUUCUCAUAAAUUAGAAGCAUGCAAUCUGUAGUUACAUUCGAAAAACCUCUACCCCAUCUAAGUCUACCGGAUUGGGAUGCCAGACUCUACGGCUUGCAGGUGACGGCAGACACUAGACGUGCCGAUGCCUUCGACCUUCGACACGGCGCACAUCAACUCCGCAAUGAAACUAGAAUUAAGACAGAAUGGGAUAGCUACCAUAAUAAUAACCGAUUGCGAGCUAGAGUAUAUGAAAUAGAACAAUGGAAAUCAACCCUUCAAGAGCUUUUAGAUCGCUUAGAUAGAGAAAUGAGUGCUCUGAAAGAAGAAAAAGCAUCCACAGAGAGGGAGUUGGAGCAAUUGAAUAUGCCGUUACUCGUUUGCUCCGAAUGUCUAUCAAACAGAGACGGAAGGAGGAGCAGUGAGCUUACUUAUGACCUCGCUGACACUGAAUUAAAAAAGGAACUAUGUGUAACGGAAAGUAAUAAGAAAAUGCUGAUAGAUAGAUGUCAAUCGGCGUGGGAGAAAAUUAAUAAGUUGGAAGUAGUGAAAUUUAAAUUACAACUAGAUCUCAAUGACAAAAAUGAGGCUUUACAGAUCGACAAAGACAUGCUUAGUUUGGAGAAGAACAGCGCCAACAUAACUUACAAAACCGAUUCACUUAAGAAUCCAAAUAGAAUGAUAACAUACGAACAAUGGCUGGAUAAAUGCGAAGCAACAAAGAAGAUGGCGGUCGACGAGCUUCAAGAUACUCUGAGGUUAAGAGAGUCGCUGUUCGUGGCACGUGGUCGGGCAAGGAACGCUCUGCGAGCUCAAACGGACGUUACCAACUACAUGAUGAGAAGACGGAUAUAUGACACCCAGAGAGCCAGAAAUGAACUACAGUGGCAGAAGCUGAAGAUGGAAGAAAACAUGGACAAACUGGCAACAGAACUAAAGACUAUAGGCGAACAGUUCGCAGACAAAGUUAAUGCAUUAAAAGUAGCCGAAACUCGUUUAGAAACGCGUGGUUACCGACCGGGAGUGGAACUUGCUGCAGAUGAGGCGGAUAUCGGCUUAAAAGAAGAAGUACGUAAUCUGAGAGAGACGAUCCGUCAGCUGCAGGAAAAACAGGACUGCGCUAAGGCCACAUACAACGCUCUAGAGGCUGCCUCGAUAAAGAUUGCCAUAGAUCUUAGCGAUAAGGAGCAGUCAUUGGAAACUGACACUCAGGCCCUUGAAAUGAGGGAAGCCUUAGAGCCAAAGAAACCACAGGGCACUGACAAAAAUUUGAUACUCGCUAGCAUACAAGACGAACUGCCGAAAGUUGAGGCAUAAUAUCACAGGUUGUUGAAAUAUUUUGGCAAAAUUUUAUGUACGUCGUGUUUGAUAAAAACUUUUUAUUUUUUCGGUCAUGGACACAAAUUUUAUAUUGCCGUUUUUGUUACCACGAAUUCAUAAAUUAGAUUGAUAUAUAUUGUAUUCUUAUUUCGUAAGAUUUUAUAAGGUUUGGUAUUAGAGGAGUGAGUAAUGAAAUGAUAGUCGAUAGUUUAGAGACUUUUUAAACUUUAUAUAUAGAUUUCAUUUAAAACCUUAACAAUUUAAACAUCCUGAACUGAAAAUAAUGAUAGUCAUAUUCUAUGAAUUCCGUAGAAUAUUUUUUUGUAACCAUGGUAUUUUUACUAGGAAAAUAUUUUGAUAAAUUAUUUAUGACAACAAUAACUAUAGUAAGAGAUAAUCUUACUAAAUAUAAAUAUAUAAAUAUAAAUAUAUGUAUAUAAAUUACAAGCCAAAAGAAAUCCAACCCAAACAUAGGGAUAAAAUCAUUAAGAGUAAAGUUUUAUAUUUAUAAAAUACUUGAUAAUAACAA
Messenger RNA from Danaus plexippus (monarch butterfly), 1884 nucleotides. Its product is annotated as tektin-2-like. The record is from RefSeq and is a predicted model, not a curated record. The coding region runs from base 75 to 1352 and encodes 425 amino acids. Gene Ontology annotation, biological process: cilium movement involved in cell motility; cilium assembly. Gene Ontology annotation, cellular component: microtubule cytoskeleton; nucleus. The transcript is spliced from 7 exons. NCBI's taxonomy places the organism in Eukaryota, Metazoa, Arthropoda, Insecta, Lepidoptera, Nymphalidae.